Messenger RNA from Symbiodinium sp. CCMP2456, 1893 nucleotides. Lineage: Eukaryota; Dinophyceae; Suessiales; Symbiodiniaceae. The record is from the annotation of a GenBank genome assembly.
AUGAGAGCAGGCGGAGGAGCUUACCUUGGCAGAGCUCCUGCAGCUUUCGGUGAACGUUGCUAUGGCAUCAGGGAUCCGAAGGCACCGCCGAAGCAUCUGACCUGGCGGGGCAGCUAUGGUGGAACCAUCGAGCUGGAUGUUAACGGAUGCCUUGAGAAGGUGCAGAUUGAUGCGCUGCGAGGGCCGGUGAUUUUCCAGGCAGAUGGCACUACAACAUUCCUGGGGGAAACGAGCACUGUUUCCUGGCAGAAAAUCAACACAGCGGAUCAGAAGUUGCUGGCCCACAGAGCUGCAAGGAUCAAUCUGACCAUGAAGGACCGUGUCGAGGAGCUGAAGGCGAUCGAAGCUGCGAACGCACUGUCUUCUGAGGAGCGAAUCCGUCUACGCUGUCACAAAGAGCUGGCGAGGCCGGUAAUUACUUGGCAGAGGAUCGGACACGAGCAGGUUCAACAAAAGCACGAAAAGAUGUGCAAGGGCAUGACCUAUCACCUGGAGUUCCCCUGGUCCGAGGAGACACUCGAGAAGAUGGGCCCCCAAUGGCUCACCAAGGCUUUUCAUGCGGCUGGAACCCUCGACGAAAACAACGCUGUGACGGAGCUUCUUCUGGAGAAGAAAGUCAAGGUCACGGCAGGAAACAAUGCCGGCAAGUUCCUCUUCGAGGUCAGGUAUAAGUGGCAGACACCGGACCUCCAUACCAAGCUGUUCGCAAAGAUUCCGUUUCCACUGUCUGGUGCGACAAGCAGCGAUCGCUUGAGCAGUUCUGUGAACAAGCAACCCAUGGACUUCUACGAGAUCAAUGCUUAUCGUCUCCUAGAAGCUUCCAUGCCUGUGAAGACUCCCAAGUUCUACUUUGGAGAUAUCAGCAAUGAGUCCUCAAACUUUAUCCUGAUCACGGAGCGUGUGGCUUUCAGUGGUAUGCCGCCGUUGGACAGAUUUCAGAUUGAGGGCCCCUACGUCAAGUGCAAAGACCAUGAGAUGGGAGGAACUGACAAGGAGCACUACUGCCGCCUGAUGAAAGUACACGCCCAUAUUGCCGCAGCACAUAAAACGGGCAAGAUGGGCACCGAGGAUUUUCUGAGACAAAAUCUCAUGUACCAAGAUGCUGCUUUUUACACAGUGCAGCCUGAGAAGGCAUCUGGAUUCCCAGUGCAAGCAGUUGCCGGUCAACUCCGGGUUGCCAUCAAGUUCUUCUCAGAGACGGCGAAGCUCCUUUAUCCGGACUAUGUAACAACGCAGGCCUUUCAGGAGAAGUUCUUCAACACCAUGCUGACGUCAAACGCAUACUCACAGGAGCUGACGUCCUGGAAGCUCAAGGAUGCGGACUUCGUGGCGCUAGGACAUCAGAACCUGAACAUUGACAACGCAUACUUCUGGCGAGAUGAUGACGACCGCCUCGACUGCGGCAUUUUCGACCUUGGAGGCUUCGGAGCCGCCCCCCUGCACCACCGUAUCUGGUGGGGACUCAACUGCGCUGAAUUUGAUCUGGUGGCCGAAUGUUUGGAGGAGUAUUUGCAGCUCUUCAUCGACACGUACCAUUCUGCUGGUGGGCCACUCCUAAAUAAAGGCACCCUCAGAACCGGCGUGGUUCUCACGGCGCUGGAAAACAUGCAGUACAUGGUGGCGUCUAUCCCCAACUGCAUGAAAAUGUGCAGCACCAAGGAGUGGGCAACGAUCCAGGAUCCUAAGGAUCGCAGGAUUAACGAUGACAUCGGUGGGAAGAGCACCUUGAGGACUACCCUGAAGGUCCUGCUGAACGGCUUGCGAGUUCUUGAGGAGAUGAAGGCAGAUGAAGUCCUGCAAGACUGGAUUGAUCAGGUUUAUGUCAAAAAGCUUGGCCACGCGCCUAAGACCGCGUCGAUGAUCUUUGAAAACGAAGCCUUCAAGGCAGCGUGA